This is a messenger RNA of Anastrepha obliqua, 582 nucleotides long. RefSeq names its product nucleoplasmin-like protein ANO39. Lineage: Eukaryota; Metazoa; Arthropoda; Insecta; Diptera; Tephritidae. Bases 169 to 582 code for a protein of 137 amino acids. The transcript has 2 exons. The record is from RefSeq and is a predicted model, not a curated record.
GUCAUUUCGACUAACAUCACUGCUUUUUACAUUUGUAAUUUCUUUUUCUCUCAUUGUAUCAAUUUCAUUUUUAACGUUGAGAGAGUUUAUUCAGUUGCAAAGGUGCUCCUGAUCAGUAGGGACUUGUUGUUUGGCUGGCUUAAGUGUGCAACUUUUUUAGCAUUGAAAAUGAGGCCGACUAAAAUAUGUGAGGAAGAAAUUGAAAAAAUUUUGGCUAUGUCGGAUGAGGAUGAAGAGGAUUUCAGUAUUUCCGAAAGCGAAUUCGAAACGAAUUUACUAGAAGAGGGUAUGAAUUCUUCGGAGGAUGAUUCUUCGGACAAUUCGGAGGACUGGAAUGAAGAACCACCACCUCAGGCGCCGCAGGAUAAUAUAAUACCAUUUUCCAAAAGAUUUUUGCGUGGUAAAAAUAAAUAUAAAUGGGCGACAACUAAAGGAAAACUUCGUCGGUAUGCAAUUAACAUAGUGCAUCAUGAUAAAGGUCCAACAGGUGCAGCAAAGAAUGUUACGGAUUGCGCUGAAGUGUUUAAAUCAUUUAUCACCAACAUCGAAAUUGAAAAAAAGGAAUGGAGAUUUUCCAACUGA